AUGGCGGUCUUAGCUAUGUGGAAGCCAGAGCGCCUAAUUUGCUACGCUAUGCAGGAACAGUAUUGUGCCUCUGGGACAGCGUCUACAUCCACAUUGACUAUCCCAAUGAUCAGCUACGGUUUUGUUAAUCAUGUGCUCAAAGAUGAAACUCACUGGCCGUUUUUCCACCAGAUGGCUCCAAAGCAAAAUUCAUAUUUCAUGGGGAUCGUCAAGAUGCUGCUGCAUUUCAGAUGGACGUGGAUCGGUCUCUUUGCUCCAGACAGUGACAAAGGAGAAAUAUUCCUGAUGACUUUGACCCCUCUGAUCAUCAGGAGUGGGAUCUGCAUUGCCUUCACAAAAAGAAUCCCAGAAUGGAAUGUGAAUGACAAUAGGAUAAACAUCAACAAAGAUUCCUUUUUCAUCCAGACAAAGUGUAAUGUGUUUGUUUACUAUGGGGACUCCCACUCCAUACAGACUCUAGGAGUGAUGAUAAAAUACGCUAGAGAAAACCAAAACUUUAUCAUGGGGAAAGUCUGGAUCACAGCAAUUUUGCACGAUUUCAGCAUGAGUUUUUUUUUUAAAAUGUUUGAUCUCCAGCACAUCCAUGGUUCUUUUUCCUUUUUGAUCCAGACAAACCAGAAGACCAAAUAUGACAAUCUGUAUUCCUUUCUCUCUACUGUCAGUAAAAUUGGAGAGGGAGCAUUUCGUUGUUCAUAUGCAAAUCAUGGGUUCUCAGUAAAGGGCUGGAUAAGAUGCAGAGAGAAAGAGGAACUGGAGCCGCCAUCCCAGGAUGAGCUUGAAAGUAUCCUGUCUCAAGACAGCUACAGCAUUUACAACUCUAUCCAGGUGGUGGCAUGUGCCUUGAAUGCUGCCUACUUAUCCAGAUCUAAUCGGAUGUCAAGUGGAAGCUGGCUGGGACUUCAGAAGUUGCAGCCAUGGCAGCUUCAUCCUUUCCUCAGAAACAUUCAGUUUUUUAAUAAUUCCAUGGAAGGAGUCACUUUUGAUGACAAUGGAGACAUGGCAGUCAACUUUGAUAUUGUGAAUUGGGCGGUGACACCAAAUCGGUCAAUCAUUAGAGUGAAUGUUGGAAGUGUAGAGAGACAAUCAACUGCAGAGAUCAAGUUCACCAUUGAUCAGGAUGCCAUUGUGUGGCCCACAUGGUUUAAUGAGACCCUGCCUCGUUCUUGGUGCACCGAAAGCUGUCGCCCUGGAUACGCCAAGGCGACUAAGGAAGGAGAGCCUCCCUGCUGCUAUGAUUGUGCUCCAUGUGCGGAAGGGACAGUCUCCACUCAGGAAGAUGAUCAGCAUCCAAACAGGAUCCGUGAUCAAUGCGUUCCCAAGUAUAUAACCUUCCUGUCCUACGAAGAACCUUUGGGAAUCAUCCUAAAUUUCUUUACUCUUUCCUUCACCCUAAUCACAAGUUUUGUUUUGGAAAUUUUCAUUCAAUACUUAGAAACUCCAAUUGUCAAAGCCAACAAUCGCAAUCUCUCCUAUGUUCUCCUUGUCUCCCUUCUGCUUUCAUUUCUCUCCGCUUUUCUCUUCAUCGGUCAGCCCCAGAAGGUGACCUGCCUUCUCCGACAAACUGCCUUCAGCAUCAUCUUCUCCAUUGCUGUCUCUUCGGUGUUGGCCAAGACUGUCACAGUGGUGGUGGCCUUCAUGGCCUCACAGCCAGGCAGCAGGAUGAGGAAAUGGAUGGGGAAGAGCAUGGCCAGCUUCAUUGUCUUUUCCUGUUCCGGUAUUCAAGUGGGCAUCUGCACUCUCUGGCUGGGCAUCUCACCCCCCUUCCCAGACUCUGACAUGCACUCCCAGUCUGGAAAGAUCGUCCUGCAAUGUAACGAAGGGUCUGUCGCCAUGUUUUAUGCUGCCCUCAGCUACAUGGGCUUCCUUGCCGCCAUCUCCUUCACGGUGGCUUUCCUAGCCAGGAAGCUGCCUGGGGCGUUCAAUGAAGCCAAGCUGAUCACCUUCAGCAUGUUGGUGUUCUGCAGUGUUUGGGUGUCCUUUGUGCCCACCUACCUCAGCACCAAGGGGAAAUACAUGGUGGCUGUGCAGGUCUUCUCCAUCUUGGCCUCUGGUUCGGGCUUACUGGGCUGCAUCUUUCUUCCCAAAUGCUACAUUAUCAUACUGAGGCCUCAUUUGAAUACAAAGGAACAACUAAUGAUGAAACGUAAAGAGGGCAUCUGCUUUUGA
This is a messenger RNA of Euleptes europaea (tarantolino), 2166 nucleotides long. Its product is annotated as vomeronasal type-2 receptor 26-like. Gene Ontology annotation, molecular function: G protein-coupled receptor activity. Gene Ontology annotation, cellular component: membrane. The record is from RefSeq and is a predicted model, not a curated record. The transcript has 6 exons. Gene Ontology annotation, biological process: G protein-coupled receptor signaling pathway. NCBI's taxonomy places the organism in Eukaryota, Metazoa, Chordata, Lepidosauria, Squamata, Sphaerodactylidae. Bases 1 to 2166 code for a protein of 721 amino acids.